UCCCACUUCUAUCUCCAUUGAUUGUACAUUGUGACAGUUGGGAUACCAUCAAGUUAGCUGGAUCACGAACAGGAUCGGCAUCGCCAGGAUCUCGAAAUGGCCCAAAGUCUGCGGCCGCAAUCGUCCUUAGCGGCUUUCUCUGCAGCUGUUCGCUGCUGCUGCAGUGGACAUUCGACCACCGCGGCACCAUAUGCAACAGCCAUUGGGCAGAGAAUACAACAUGAGCGCGCCCCACAAAGCAGAAAAGGCAGGCAUGUGGCCUCGAUAUUCCCAAAUCAGCGAACGCGAUCUCUCAGCUCCACAGCACGCACACAGGAUCCAGCAUCCGCCGGCAAGUCACGUCCUCCGAAAAGUCGCGAUCGUGGACCCGCGAGCAAAGAGGAUACGCAGACAGAUUUUGCGGCCAUGAACAUGCUCGGAAACAUGGCCCCGCCUUCAACAGCUGUCGACGCAUGCUUCGAUGACGGCUUUGCUCUCGACUCCGGCCUGAAAGUCACCAAUGCGGGAGUACUGCUGGUAGGAGGUGAAGCUUUCAAGUGGCGGCCAUGGGUCAGACCAGGGCGUAAAGAAGGCACGAUCGGCGCUGGGUCAGCUGGAGACGACAAGAAAGGCGUGUCGAGCGCAGCAGGGAAAUUGAGGAAUCCGAAAGGCAUGUUCGAAGUGGAUAAGAGCGUGUGGGGCGUGUUGGACCUGGUGUGGCCUAAGCCGGAUCUAUUGAUCCUGGGGACUGGCGAGAAGAUCGUGCCAGUGAGCCCGCAGACGAGGAGAGACAUCGCCGAGUUGGGCAUCAGAAUUGAAGUGCAGGAUACGAGGAACGCCGCGGCACAGUUCAAUAUGUUGGCCACAGAGAGAGGGACACAGCAAGUUGCUGCAGCAUUGGUGCCAGUAGGAUGGAGGGAGGGAAAGUGAGAGGAACAACACACGACGUGGGUGAUUGAGAAGCGUCUAGCAGGAGUGAUACCUGCGCGGCUAGGGGUAGAAGCUAGAGGAGCCUCGCCAGACUGCACGAUGCUCGUUUCUCGGCUUCGCACGAUACAUUGUCGUGCAAUGUCGUCUCGACAAUUUGUGGCGUGAGGGAUAUCAGCAUUUCGGAAGCAAGCUGAGAGGAUCGCCACUUCUGUGCUAGAAGGCAGUCCAGUGAGACGUGGACAUGCAUGAAGACACGAGGCCGGCAACCAGAUGCCAUACAUAUUGUACAACAGUAUCCAUGUAAAUAUAUGAACGGUUCACAUCUCCAAAAUAGCUAGCGCAGCAUCAAUGUAGCAUUGGCAAGUCGUGAUUGGACCGGUCGUUGCCAUUCCAUCUCCCACUUCGCCGGC
Messenger RNA from Cercospora beticola, 1319 nucleotides. RefSeq lists its product as uncharacterized. The record is from RefSeq and is a predicted model, not a curated record. Lineage: Eukaryota; Fungi; Ascomycota; Dothideomycetes; Mycosphaerellales; Mycosphaerellaceae. Gene Ontology annotation, biological process: mitochondrial respiratory chain complex I assembly. Gene Ontology annotation, cellular component: mitochondrial inner membrane.